AUGAAUAGGAUUAACAAGAUCAUGUCACUGGCUCUAAAUGGAAGUCCGAUUGAACAUUUACAAGAAAAUAUAUCAGAUAAUCUCAGUAGUACGUCGAUGAAUGUGUCUGGAGUUAGCAGUGAGGUGACUGAAGAGCAAUUGCAGGUUGCCCAAAUGUUAGAUGAGUUACUCACUCCUUCUGACCUAGGAUUCCAGUCUCAUGAUUUUCUAACUGGCCAUGAAACAUUGGUGGAUGAGGAGGAUUUACAGAUCCCAGAGCCGACUGAAGCAGCCGAUUUCAGCUCAGAUGAUAGUGUAGUUGAUAGGACAUACGCUCCUGAAAUAGAUAGAAGCUCAUCAUCUGAGACUUCUCUUCAUGAAAAUGAUCACCAUAAUGUUGAAGUUACGAGUAUAACUGAAGAACAUAAUCAACGGCGAAAAUCAAAAGGAACAAAUAUACGAAAAAUAAUUAAAGAUAAAAGAAACAAAGGACUGACAUAUAAAACACUAUCGGCAAAAAAAGCUUUUGCUACAUGUGGAGUGAAGCUGACGGUGGACGUGGAGCUAAUCAAAUAG
Molecule: messenger RNA, 555 nt
Organism: Spodoptera exigua (beet armyworm)
Lineage: Eukaryota; Metazoa; Arthropoda; Insecta; Lepidoptera; Noctuidae
Source: the annotation of a GenBank genome assembly